CAGAUCAACAUGGAACCGUUAUUCAUAUCUCCUCUUGGAUUGGAAAAAAUUCUGGAAACUGAAACAGCUUUAGUUCAACUCGUAGAUUGUAGAUCAUUUAUUCACUUUAACAGAAGUCGAAUUUUAACAUCCGUGAACGUGUUCUGUACACCAUUGGUGAAAAAACGGAAUCCGAGAUGUCUUCCAUUAGAUGUUAUUAUGUCCAAAGAAGCAAAGUGUUGUUUAUCCAGACCGAAUUUAACCACUGUGAUAUUGUAUGAUCAGGAUUCCGACCAGUUAACCGCGUCGAAUGGAAGCACAGACUUAAAUCUUAUGUAUAAAAGUAUGGUUCGAUAUUUUGGAAAUAAGAAAAUUCUGAUCUUAACAGGUGGAUUCACGAGAUUUAAACAAGAAUGUCCAGACCUGUGCACACCUCAUCCGUCUCCUUUGGGAACAUAUUUGACUCUUCUAAUAAUGAACGACGUUGGUAGUGGUUUUUCAAAGGCCAGUUUCACACCACUUCUUUUCUAUUUUCAGACGCAGCCAGUUGAAUUGAUGCCUUAUCUCUUUCUUGGAGACGCUUUACACUCAACGAUGAAAGAUCAACUUCUCGAUCUUGGUAUAACCGCCAUUUUGAAUGUCUCUACUUCCUGUGCAAACCAUUUUCCCCAGGACUUCCGGUAUAAGAUUAUUCCAGUAGAGGACACUGCCAGUGCAGAUCUGCACUUCUGGUUCAAAGACGCCAUUCAAUUCAUAGAAGAAGAAAAGAAAGAUGGCGGAAAGAUUCUGGUUCAUUGUAAAGGAGGUGUUAGCCGAUCGGCUACCGUCUGUCUUGCCUAUAUCAUGUACACCCGAUGUGUAGGACUUGAAGACGCUUUUGACUUUAUCAAAUCACGUCGUGACAGCAUCUCACCCAAUGCGAAUUUCAUGAUGCAGCUUUACGACUACGAGAAAUUGGUUGUGUCUCAUUCCAGUUCAUCCCCCUUAUCUCCUUGUAGACUUUAUAACCCAGUCUUAUCUAGUUCAUCAGAUAGCAAUAGUUCUUCUCGCGAGAGUAGUGACGACAACGAGAACGGAAGUGACAUCGAAUUAUCUAGUGUUCCAGCACUGAGAAUUAUGGGCAAAAAGUGUGUUUCCACUUGA
Molecule: messenger RNA, 1122 nt
Organism: Lottia gigantea (owl limpet)
Lineage: Eukaryota; Metazoa; Mollusca; Gastropoda; Lottiidae
Exons: 5
Biological process (GO): protein dephosphorylation; endoderm formation; negative regulation of MAPK cascade
Cellular component (GO): cytoplasm; nucleus
Molecular function (GO): protein tyrosine/threonine phosphatase activity; MAP kinase tyrosine/serine/threonine phosphatase activity
Source: RefSeq, a predicted model, not a curated record